Molecule: messenger RNA, 447 nt
Organism: Pelodiscus sinensis (Chinese soft-shelled turtle)
Lineage: Eukaryota; Metazoa; Chordata; Testudines; Trionychidae
Source: RefSeq, a predicted model, not a curated record
CCACAAGCCACCUGAAAUGCCUGAGGGAGGCGGGGCAUGGCCCGGGCAAGGCCGAGAUGACGGACGAGGAGAUGGCCGAGGACGAGGAGGAGAUUGACCACGCUGAGCGGGAGCUGCGCCGUGGCCAGAUCCUCUGGUUCCGUGGCCUCAACCGCAUCCAGACCCAGAUGGAAGUAGUUAGCACCUUCAAGAGAAGCGGCUCCUUUCAGGGGGCCGUGCGGCGCCGCUCCUCCGUGCUCAGCCAGCUUCACGAAGUAACCAAUCUUUCUACCCCUACUCACGUAAUUCUAAUGGAAGUAGUUAGCACCUUCAAGAGAAGCGGCUCCUUUCAGGGGGCCGUGCGGCGCCGCUCCUCCGUGCUCAGCCAGCUUCACGAAGUAACCAAUCUUUCUACCCCUACUCACGUAAUUCUAGCCGCUGGCAAUCCCACCGCUGCCACCAUCGGGA